AUGGUCUUGCACGAGUACGCUCGGCUUGACCUCGAAAGAGACGCCAUCCGCCUGCUCAGGCUCGAGAAGGGAUAUACCGCCGAGCCCGUACGCUGCGAGCUGUUCGAGGCUUACCUCCAUGAGAUCGAUGGCAUACCUUAUGAGGCCCUAUCUUACACCUGGGGUGAUGCCUCUGCUAAGCGCGAGAUCACUGUGAACCAGCAGUCAUUCAUCGUCACGGCCAAUCUGGACACGGCUCUGCGCGCCUUGAGAUCACCGCAUCAAGAUCGCCUUCUUUGGGUUGACGCAAUCUGCAUCGACCAGGCCUCUGAUAAGGAGAAGAGCCAUCAAGUCGGCCAGAUGAGAAUGGUAUACAAGUUUGCGGAGCAGGUCGUCAUCUGGUUGGGUCCAAGUACUGAAGACAGCGAUCUCCUCAUGACCCUUGCAAAGACGCUUGAUUUGCAUGCAUCGAGGAGUAAGGCUUGGGAGGAGGAAUGGGAAUCCAUGGUGGUUGCAAACGGAGGACCAGCGACGGAUAUGUUCAGACGAGCAUAUAAUGCAUUGGAAGAAAUGCUUGCUAGGCCAUGGUUUCGGCGCGUUUGGAUCCUACAAGAGGCAGCCAGUGCUAGGUCAGCAGUCGUUCUUUGUGGGGCCAAGUACGUCCACUCCAGGACAUUUGCCCAACUGCCGGCUCUCCUAGGCCUGGGAAACGUCGACACCCACGCUCAGGCCGUACUCGAUAUCAUGCCAGGGCCUCUAAGGCAAAAGUCUUGGUGGACAUCCAACCGGGAUUUGAAAACUCUCCUCAGAAAAUUUCGCUCUAGUCAAGCGUGCGACGCCAGAGACCGCAUAUACGCGUUACUAGGGAUUUCAUCUGAUGCUUAUAACGGGACAGUAAUUCAGCCGGAUUAUGGGGCUGACAUAUACACGGUGGUUCAACGCACCAUAUACCAUCUGUUGUUUAGGGAUCAGGGAAAUGCCGCUCCUCCAGCUCCUUUCUGGGGUAUAGAUGACUUUUUCGAUGCCUUGGAGGACCUGCCUGGUCGGGUAGUCGGCUGGUACCUCGCAAAUGAAUCCCACCGGCAGUACAAACGGUAUCAAGCAAUGAUGUACUUCCCAACAUCAACUGCCACAGCGAGUCAAUCGCUACAAGGUUUGCCAUCCUCGCUGCUGACAGCCGCUGUGCCCGCAAGGGACAAAGCUAUCGCCCAGGACAUUCUUGACAGAGAUGCUGUUGACGUGAACAAACACGAUGUUUCCGGAAAUACUGCGCUUGUCCUCGCGCUUGAACUUGGCAAGCAUUCCAUGGUCGAAAUGCUGUUGGCCCGAAAGGAUCUCAAGAUGGAUGCCAACGAAGCUCCGCAUCCGCUGAUGAUCGCAAUAAGACAAGGAGCAUAUGUUGAAGCUAUAAUCGGCAGAGACAGCAUCGAUGUCAAUGACUAUUUCAAUACAGGAGGCACUUGGGAGACUCCGUUGACUAUGGCCGCCAAAUUUGGAAGGCAACGUAUAGUCGAGAUGCUCGUUACACGGAGAGACGUCGACGUUAACUUGAAAAGCAAGUGUACUUCAGAACUCUCGCUUUCGGCAUUGGCUAUAGCAUCGUGGAAAGGUGACGAGUCCAUGGUAAAGACUAUACUGUGUCGAAGUGAUGUCGACACUGGGAGUAAUUCUGGGGCGAUGGGCAUGAGUGACAGCCCAGCCUGGCUAGCCGCACGGAACGGACACAAGAAAGUGGUGCGGCUAUUCUUAGACAGGUGUGAAGGUUUUGAUGCCGAGGAAUGCAUGGCAGUCGCAGAAGCCAAUCACUCCGCGAUUCCAGAUGAGAUGGUUUGGGAGAGUGUUGAUAGCCGCACUUUGUUGGAGUUUUUCCCAUCAAGCCUCAGACAAAGGGUGAUUAUGAAAGGCGACAGCUGA
This is a messenger RNA of Diaporthe amygdali, 1893 nucleotides long. RefSeq lists its product as uncharacterized. The record is from RefSeq and is a predicted model, not a curated record. Bases 1 to 1893 code for a protein of 630 amino acids. The transcript has a single exon. Lineage: Eukaryota; Fungi; Ascomycota; Sordariomycetes; Diaporthales; Diaporthaceae. Gene Ontology annotation, molecular function: protein binding.